AUGGAACAUGUAUCAACGCUCUGUGCGAUCAGCACUGUCGGUAUUGCAGCCACCGGCUUUGCGCUCGGUCGCGUCGAACCAACUCAAUCUCUAGAAUCGACUCAUAUACAACACGCUCCCUCGCUGACCGCGAAUACCACUCCUUUGUCCGACGCGAGACCUUUAGAAACGUUUGGGACGGCGCAGUCACAAUCUCCGGCUGCUGCUAUUUCCCCGGAAACUCAAGAAAAUGCAGCACCUUGCACAGAACAGGCUGGAAGUGGUAAUGCACCGCCCAGAAAAACAUCGUUCGCAGGUGUAAGGUUACGCCGCCGCGGUCAGACCUUGACCAUGCCCCCAGCACGAACUGAAGAAAGUCCACCGGCCUCUUCACAUGGUCGACGACCGUCUUCCUCUUGGAUACGGCGACUAUCGUUCCAGCCAGACAAGCGUUUCUCUCUACAGAGCCCGGAUUCUCCAUCGUUUCCGGAACCAGCCAGCCCAGCCCCCUCUCGUCUUUCCAGCCAUCGCAGAACGCCCAACAAACUCGUCAAACGGCCGAAGUCUCAUCAUUCAAACGGCAAUCCUUUUUAUGCCCACACCGUAUCUUCUCCUCUAAUACCUAGUGGGCUCCGUCGACCAGCAACAAGUUAUCAACGACCCGAAACCUUCAAACACAGGCCAACUCACAGCUUAAGCUUCGAACCAAGCUUAGCUCUCAGUCCUCUAGUCGAACCCAGUUCCGGCAAUCCACCCUCAGGAAAUGAGCCCUGGCAACCUUUCAUUGCCCCAAGCUCCAACGCAUCGCGCGAACGACUCGACCGUAGGUUUUCAACGUCAACAAAACCUAGAGAACGAGCCGUGCGAAGAAUCCUUCCGCAGCCUAAUGCCUCGCCUGCCCUUCUUCUCGCGACCUCUAUCAUCAAGAAGGAGGUCGCAUCCGAAACCCUAUCAAAAACACUCCCCAUAACCACACCCGUUGAGUUUCGCAAUCCUUUCACUGCGGAUGGUGCUCCACCACAGCAACUAGAGGCACAUUCAACAGAAGCAGAAAAGCAGGCCUUUAACCCAUCACAUGAAGAAACCUGUCCAAAAUCCCCUACAGAGGUCACGGCUCCGUUAGACGUUAGGGUUUUUCGCAAUGGCUCGUUCACUGGGCCCAAAAGGAGAGCGGCGUCGACCCCUCUGCCAAAUAUAGCAAAUGUGGAAGGAGCUAUCUGGGUGUCGCCCCGAGCACCCGGGAGACGUAACAUUACAGAUCCGACUGUCUUCAGGCGGCCACCGACGACGUCAAAUGGUGGACUUCCGGCUCUGUUCACUUCGGGGAUUAUGGGGUCACAAUCAAAAGUACUCUCACAAUAUCACAAAGGGUGCACCAACGAUUUAGGUCAGCACUGCUAUCGCGACAACGUACAUCGUGGCUCAACAGACGGAUCAGCUUUGUCUUCGUUAUACGGCUCGAUUCGUCGACGCCCUAAGCGCCAUUCAAUUGCCGCUUCUGACCCAGCGUCGACUGUCAUAGGCUCUGAUGACACUCGGGUCUUUACUUCUGGCGAUGAGGAUGAAACUGACUUCAUGAGCGAUACCGCGUUUGACUCUAUUCGCACUCAUAUAACGACCGACAGUGCUUGUUUCCAGUCCCCACGGAUAGAAACGAUCUUCGACCGGACACUACCUUCAGGAACUAAUGACGGGCUACCCACGGGAUCAAACGGUAUCAUCUCAGCCAACUCUCUCAUUCCUCCAACAAACCGACCCCUCGAUUCUAUUGUGGGAGAAGAAGUGGGAGAAGAAGCGCCCGGGGUCUAUAUUUUGACACCAGUGGCCCAAAAUCUCGUGGAUGUUCAUGAAGGAGACAGCGAAAUAUUGUUCCCAUCUGACUUGAGCGACGACGAUGAUUCACGAAGCAUAAUAGCUUCGCUGCCUGGAGAUAAAACUAUCCGCCCUUCUCUGACACUAGCAAAAUUUGAUGCACUGGCUCCGGAUAACACCAGUGACAAAAAUUGUGGACAACGCACUUCGAUCACUGAAGGAAUUAUGGGUAACCGUAUUCCGCUAAGAGAAACCGUUGAGCACGGAUCGAGCGGAGUCACCGAAGAAGCUCACGAUACAUCUCCGCGGAUGAACAUCUUCGACUGGUCUGAGCAAUCAAGAUCUGAUCGCGAGGGCACUGGGCCUGAUGGGCGUCCACGAACAGUCCACGGGAAACAUGGGCCUGGUAUGCGUGGUAGUCGAGCAUCCGGACGAAAACAACCCAGUACUCUUCAUUAUCGCAGCCAGAGCGUCCCUGUUGCCAGAGAACCCAUGGCAUCCAAUGAAUCAAGGCAGCCGUCGGGCAAAUUUGGGACCUGGGGCUUAGGCAGUAAGGGGGUCAGUGAAGACUGGGACAGUGACUUCGAGUUUGAGUUUGAGGACAAGGACAAGGACGAAAGUUCCAUGAACGAAAAAAACAACCCAAAAAUGGAUGCUAAGCAACCGAGUGUCAUAGUACCACAGGCGAUCAUGGAACGUCAAGCUAGUCUUCAUGGGCAGUUCGGACAAGUUCAAGAGUUAACUUUGUUGGUUGAAGAGCUGAAGCGAUUACGGCAUCAAGCCAGCUUUUUGGACAUUGUUCGGGGCCCAUCAAACGAACUCUGGAAAGAGGCAGAGGGAAUUGUCGAUCUAGCAACAAUCGACGAUGAUGAUAACAACCAAUCACCUCCUAGGUCUCCUUCGCUCACUUUCAGCUUCGAUGAAUCUGAGGGAGAAUCGUCCCAAUCGAACGAGCCUUGGAAACGUGUCAGUGGAGAUUCUUGGAGGGCUUCGAUUUCAGAAAAUCCAAGCACACGUCCGACAACGUCCCCCUAUCCAGAGCAGACGGUACCUUCCAACAAAGCAAACUCGGUUCUAGAUCUGAUCUAUCAACAACAUUUAUCCCACGACCCCACAAAUAGCUCUCGCUUUCCGAGGUCGAGGAAGCUUCCCUUCGACACGCAAUCCCUCCGCGAUCUUGUCGUUCGUGCUGGCGUUGUGACUCGUGCGCUAAAAGAAGUGGUUCGAAAGGCAGAAGGGGUUCCUCAUGGGUUCGAAGAAAACACACAUCCCUCACAUCCACCGUUCAGUCGCAUAUUCGAACAUCAUUCUCAUGAUCGUUUUUCGAAGUUUGAAACGUCCUGCAUUAGUUGA
Molecule: messenger RNA, 3144 nt
Organism: Aspergillus puulaauensis
Lineage: Eukaryota; Fungi; Ascomycota; Eurotiomycetes; Eurotiales; Aspergillaceae
Exons: 2
Coding region: 1-3144 (1047 amino acids)
Biological process (GO): regulation of mitotic cytokinesis
Molecular function (GO): GTPase activator activity
Source: RefSeq, a predicted model, not a curated record